Messenger RNA from Gambusia affinis (western mosquitofish), 771 nucleotides. Its product is annotated as gamma-crystallin M3-like. Gene Ontology annotation, molecular function: structural constituent of eye lens. The record is from RefSeq and is a predicted model, not a curated record. The coding region runs from base 22 to 561 and encodes 179 amino acids. Lineage: Eukaryota; Metazoa; Chordata; Actinopteri; Cyprinodontiformes; Poeciliidae. The transcript has 3 exons. Gene Ontology annotation, biological process: lens development in camera-type eye; visual perception.
GGGACAGGACUGACUACCAAAAUGGGCAGAAUAAUCUUUUAUGAGGAAAAGAACUUCCAGGGUCGUUCCUAUGAGACCAGCAGCGACUGUGCAGAGCUCACCUCUUACCUGAGCCGCUGCAACUCCUGCAGGGUGGAGAGCGGCUGCUUCAUGGUCUACGAACGCUCCAACUUCAUGGGCCACCAGAUGCUGGUGAGGCGAGGAGAGUACCCUGACAACCAGCGGCUCAUGGGGAUGAGCAUGAGCGACUGCAUCCGCUCCUGCCGCAUGAUCCCCAUGCACAGAGGUCCAUUCAGGAUGAGGAUCUACGAGAGGGAGAACUUUAGUGGUCAGAUGAACGAGCUGAUGGACGACUGCGACUCCAUCCAGGAGCGUUACCGCAUGUCCGACUGCCAGUCCGUCCAUGUGAUGGACGGCCACUGGCUGCUGUAUGAGCAGCCCAGCUUCAGAGGCAGGAUGCUGUACCUGAGACCCGGAGAGUACCGGAGCAUGAGGGACAUGGGAACGGGCCCCAUGGACAUGCGGAUCGGCUCCAUUGGACGCAUCAUGGAAUCCUGUUAGACAGAACAGCUCAUGUUGAUGAAUUGACUCAAUUCAAAUUCAAGCCAUUUGAGUUUCUUGGGAUACUUUGGGUUCAAAAUCUGAGAUAAACCCACGAGAAAUGAGCUGCUUAUGUCAAUAAACAGUUGAUUCUGCACUGAGUCCUGAUUAUUGUACCAAGCAAACUACGUAACCUAAUUCACAAAACAUUAAAAAAUAUAUAAGUUAAAA